GAGGACCCCGCGUCGAAUCGCUGACUGGCCCAGGAGUCGGGAAAAUGAUCCACAGUCUAUUUCUCAUAAACUGUUCCGGUGACAUAUUUCUAGAGAAGCACUGGAAGAGUGUUGUGAGCCAGUCUGUCUGUGAUUAUUUCUUUGAAGCUCAAGAGAAAGCAGCUGAUGUUGAAAAUGUACCACCUGUUAUUUCAACACCUCACCACUAUCUCAUCAGUAUCUAUCGGGAUAAGCUCUUCUUUGUCUCUGUCAUACAGACUGAAGUGCCACCUCUCUUUGUAAUUGAGUUCCUACAUCGAGUUGCUGAUACUUUUCAGGACUACUUUGGUGAGUGUUCGGAGGCUGCAAUUAAGGAUAAUGUGGUCAUAGUAUAUGAGCUCUUGGAAGAAAUGUUAGACAAUGGAUUUCCACUGGCUACUGAAUCUAACAUUUUGAAAGAAUUGAUUAAACCACCAACAAUUCUGCGUUCUGUCGUCAACUCUAUUACAGGCAGUAGUAAUGUUGGGGACACACUCCCCACUGGGCAGCUGUCCAACAUCCCAUGGCGCCGAGCAGGGGUAAAGUACACAAACAACGAAGCCUAUUUUGAUGUCGUUGAAGAAAUAGAUGCAAUUAUAGAUAAAUCAGGAUCUACAGUCUUUGCAGAAAUUCAGGGGGUAAUUGAUGCUUGCAUUAAGCUAUCUGGAAUGCCUGACCUUUCCCUUUCUUUUAUGAACCCGAGGCUUCUAGAUGAUGUCAGCUUCCACCCCUGCAUCCGGUUCAAGCGUUGGGAAUCUGAAAGAGUUUUGUCAUUUAUUCCUCCAGAUGGAAACUUCCGACUCAUAUCAUAUCGUGUCAGCUCACAAAAUCUAGUGGCAAUACCAGUGUAUGUGAAACAUAGCAUCAGUUUUAAGGAGAACAGUUCUUGUGGUAGAUUUGAUAUUACAAUUGGACCAAAGCAAAAUAUGGGGAAAACUAUUGAAGGAAUCACAGUGACAGUUCACAUGCCAAAGGUUGUGUUGAAUAUGAACCUGACACCAACACAAGGCAGCUAUACAUUUGAUCCAGUUACCAAGGUACUAACGUGGGAUGUGGGAAAAAUCACUCCACAAAAGCUCCCCAGUCUUAAAGGACUGGUAAAUUUACAAUCUGGAGCACCCAAGCCAGAAGAGAAUCCAAGCCUCAAUGUACAGUUCAAGAUCCAGCAGCUUGCCAUUUCAGGCUUAAAAGUAAACCGCUUGGACAUGUAUGGGGAGAAAUAUAAGCCAUUUAAAGGAGUCAAAUAUGUCACGAAAGCUGGAAAGUUCCAAGUGAGGACAUGAGAAGAGGCCAGAAUUCCUCAAGAUACGUUUGUUUUCCAAGUGUCAUUACGGUUUAUUACCAUUAGGUACCAAUUGGAUGUGAAUACAUAUUCUAGUUAAAGCAUUUGUGUCGAGCCACACACCGCUAACAGAGUUGCUUAGUAAUCAAUGUAGGGUUCUUAAGUAGCUUUAAGCUAAGGAAACUUCUGAAUGACUUAGCUUAUUUGUAUCUUGUCACUUAGGAAGAUUUUAGAGGUGAUUUCCUCCAUAGGGAGACACCAGCUGGAGGCUGCAUAUUUUAACAGUCAAGGCAAAAGUCUACAGUGAUAACCUCUCUCCUAAAACAAGUGAGCUGGUCUCAGCAGGAGCUAUCUUAGUCUGUAAUGUGAUGUGUCAAGUGCAGCCAAAUGUCACACUUGAUCUUAGCCAUCCCAAAUCUUCUGUCCCAACAGAGGAAAAAUUCCUCCCACCCCAAGAAGUUUACAGAAAACUGCCUCUUCAAGUGUUUGCCUUAUUCAGCUUUUCACUUACGCCAUUAAGCAAGCACUGUAGCAAAAGCCACUCCACAUGGCCCUGGCAGGGAGAACUGCUGCUCCAUGCUCCAUUCUCACUGUACUUGGUAUUGUAUUUUUUAUAAAUAAGAUUUUUAUGUAAAGCUCAGAUUUUGAUUUAUAGGGAUCUUGCUGCAGUAAGUACCAUCUCAGUUUUGUGCCACUUGGUUCAGCUGUUAGCACAGUAAAAAUGAUUUCUAUCAAAGGGGUGAAUGCUUUAAGGUAAUAAAAGGGAACACUACUUCUGCUUUUAGGAAGUUAUUGCAAGCACAAGCAUUUGAGAUUUUAAGCAAAUUAAUGUAGUAAAAGAGAAACUUAAGUGAACCUUUGCCAUCUUCAUGUUUUAUAAAGCUUAUCCAACACCACUUAAAACCAGUUAGCCUAAAGGCCUCAUGACCUAGUUCAGCUAAAGGAAGAAAAUGUGCCUGCCUCACUGUUGUCAAUCUUUUUUUUGUUUUUUUUCCUUAAAUCUUUUAUUUCUGUUGUUGUUCUUAAGGGUUUCAACUUGUCUACACUCCUUGUCUUCAGGGGAACUCCCUUUUCAUACUGUGUGCUUCCCAAGGCUAUAGUCAAAUAGAUUCCUUCCUGAAACUAUUGUUGUAACUGUCACUGGAGUACUUAAAUGUCUCUACUGUACUGACAAAGUACAUUAUAAUGAGGCAGAAACAAAAUCCUCAGUAACAUUGAUAAACCUGUAUUGAUCUUCAUGGUUGGCAAGUCAGUCCACAGUUAUCAUUUAACUUGAUUGACUUAGAAGUCCUUGCCCAGUUAUUUUGCUUCAUUAGACAUGAAGAAUGGAGAAAGUUAAGAUGUAAGUGCUUGUUCUUGCUAUUAGUUUUGUGACUCCAUUCUUUUCAUUGUCAACUUAUCCCUUACCCUUAUCAUGCUAAUCGUGGCCCUUACACUCAUCCCAUUCUGCUGUCAGGGAUAGUGGUUGGUGCUGGUACAGGGAGCCCACUGUACAGCAGCAUUCUUACCUUUGCCUGCCUAGGGCACCCAGCCUGCCUUUCAUCUAAUAGGAAAGGUUACUUUUUGCAACUUAGUAAUUUCUAGGGUAACCAAUAUCAGCUUGGCAGCUAAAAUUAAGAUGUUGCCAAAUAUUUAUUCCCUUUGCCUAAGAUUGGUUACCCAGUUCAAUUGCUUUUCAUUUUAAUGUCUUCCUCUUCAAAGUUCAUACCUCAAAAGAGCAAUCAAUACAUUUGCUUUUCUUUCUGCAGAAUCCCUAAUCUCAAUCAUCCAUAUAUGGACUAAUUUUCUUUCUGUGCUAUCUUCUCAUAUACAUGCAGAUUGUAUGCCAAGAGUCCCUUGCUUCUAGCAAUUUCUGCUAAAACUUCCAAGUAGACUGUUUCCUUUUACAAUUAAAUUAUUGUAUUUAUUAAUUUGAUUGAAUCCAGUAAGUCCUUUCUCUAGCUCUGGCUACACUGUCAAUAAAAAGAUGAAAGCAACAA
This is a messenger RNA of Lipotes vexillifer (Yangtze River dolphin), 3279 nucleotides long. It is a transcript of the gene AP3M1, whose product is annotated as adaptor related protein complex 3 subunit mu 1. NCBI's taxonomy places the organism in Eukaryota, Metazoa, Chordata, Mammalia, Artiodactyla, Lipotidae. Gene Ontology annotation, cellular component: clathrin adaptor complex. The coding region runs from base 45 to 1301 and encodes 418 amino acids. The record is from RefSeq and is a predicted model, not a curated record. Gene Ontology annotation, biological process: vesicle-mediated transport; intracellular protein transport. The transcript is spliced from 9 exons.